Molecule: messenger RNA, 1802 nt
Organism: Bactrocera oleae (olive fruit fly)
Lineage: Eukaryota; Metazoa; Arthropoda; Insecta; Diptera; Tephritidae
Molecular function (GO): nucleic acid binding
Source: RefSeq, a predicted model, not a curated record
CUGCAUUAGAAGAGCUACCAAUUGUCCUUUUUAUCUAGUCAGUAAGGAAUAAGAAGCAAUCAAUAAGUUAUCAAGUGACAAAGUUCAUUAACUUUAUUGUUAUUUUGUCUACCACUAUGUGAUUGCUUUUGUAAACAAAGCAAAUGUAUGGAGUUAUCUAUAAUCGGAGUACACAUACCAGAAACCCAGAAAUUAGGCUUGAUAUUUUUUACAAGCUGUCUCUUAGGUGAAAAUUUCCGAAUAUAUUUCAAUAUAGUAGUUUUCGGUAAAAUUCGCAAAAAAAAAUUUAAAUUCUGACAGAUGAAAGUAUUCCCAUCUUCUGCAUUUUUAUUUUUUAAGUAAGAAGUAUUAAUAAUAUUUUUGUAGUUGAUUAGCAGAUCUUAAUGUUCACAUAUUUUUGUAGUUAAUCCGAAAAACCAUUCAAUUGACAAAAGAUUGGAUAAACUGCGAGUCUUAAUGGAAGAGUAUGGUCCGCUUUAGAAUAUCUAUAUGAACAUACAUACAUACGUCGGAUUGUAAUGGAAAUAGUUAAAAAAAUAUCCCAUUAAUUUUUACAUUUUACAGUAAAAUGUCGUAAAGUAUGCAAUACAAAAUUAUUUAAUAAACUCGAAAUCAAUGAUAUGAUCUCUAAAAUAAGACUUUUAUUGAAAAUAUUUUAAAAUUUCGGGUGAUGUAUUUCUUAAAUGAAUAAUUUAGAUUCAGCAUAAAAGAAACAUUGCUUACUAAAUCCAUUUUUUAAUGUAAAAUUUUGACAAUUAUCAUCCUAAACAUAUCGAUAAAAAAGUAUCAGUCAUUGCAAUGUUUCGAUAAAUUUCCAAAAAUUCUUUCAACAGCAGACAUUAAACAAAAUAAUAACACGUGCAUUAACAUCUAUUGUUUUUCUUAAAAUUUAAGCAUAUUAAAUUUAAAUAAUGUCUUCUUCUGAAAGUGAAGAUUCCAAGAGAGAGAUGCAAACAGAUGACGAGGAGCAGGAGGAACCAGAUUUAGAUGCUAGCGAUACCGAAUCUGAUGAAGACGAUGAGAUGGAUAAUGAAUCCCCCAAGAAACUAUCGCUUGAGGAAAAGGUUGCAGAAGAUAUCACAAAAAAAUAUGCUGAACGUCAGGGCAAACAAUUGUAUAUAAGAUUCCCAUAUAAACUGCCCGAAGAUGAUGAUGAGUUCCAGAAAGUGGCCAAAGCUUUAUCUCCAUUAAUAGUGAAAGCACAUAAGCCACGACAAAAGCAUGCACGUUUUUGCUUGGUUGAUUUCGAUUCACGUGAAGAUCGCGAUACCGCCUUAAAAGCUAUAAAAACAGCAACAAAAACGGGCGGCACAAAAGUAGUUGUCUCAAUACCACGCACCGAGAGCGAUGAAUUUGUGCAAGAAUUAGUACAACGUAAAGUGAAUACGUUGGAAAAGAAAAAGGCUAAAGCGCGUUUGAGACGUGCUAGCAAAUUAGCAUUGCGUUCGAAGAAUUUCACAUCCUCCAUUGUUAUAACAAACUUACCACAAAGCGCCUCAGCGGGAGAAGUACGUAGAUUAUUCCCAAGUGCUGUCGAUGUACAUAUAAAACCACGCAAAGGCAAACUGAUCGCUUCCAGUAUAGCGACGAUCACGUUACCCUCAACAAUGGAGGCGCGAGCAGCUAUGAAAAAGAAACAAUCAUUAGGUGGAACAGAGCUCAUUGUACGUUUCGAUACACAUCAAGCGAAAAAGAGCGGUGGUAAAGCGAAAAAAAAUAACAAAAAGAAGUCUUCAAAUUCUGAGUCUACAACGGAUGGAAUGAAAGUAUAUAAUUAAAUAUAAUUGUAUUUGUAAUUACAA